Colletotrichum phormii is the source of this 1821-nucleotide messenger RNA. RefSeq lists its product as uncharacterized. Lineage: Eukaryota; Fungi; Ascomycota; Sordariomycetes; Glomerellales; Glomerellaceae. The record is from RefSeq and is a predicted model, not a curated record. The coding region runs from base 1 to 1821 and encodes 606 amino acids. The transcript is spliced from 2 exons.
AUGGUGUCUUUUUUCGGGUUGAAACUCGGGGCCGAUAAGAAGAAGAAACCCGCUGAGAAGACUGAGUUGAAGCCUCAAUGGAAGAAGGUUGACCAAAACACUCUUGGUCAAGGCCAAUUCUUCGGACAAGACAUGAACCGUCCCAUUCUCAUCAACGGAUCCCGCCCCGGCACAGCCAUGUCGAACAAGAGCUUCGCUGCUAACUUUCGUCAUCCGAAUGCGCCGUACCUGAAUGGCGGCUCAUCUUCCCUGGUCGAUCUGGGUGCACCUGGCGUCAAGGGUAUUCGACCUGUUGGGUCCGAGGCUAAUUUGAAUAUGCGCUGGAACAACGGUUCUGUGACCAGCUUGGGCAACAUCGCAUCUCCACCGAUCAUUACAUGUAAUGGAUCAGGAAGCAGACCGGGGACACCAAACUCAGCCCGGGCCAAGGCUUGGGUCAACCCUCUCGACGUCCACUUUGCUCGUGAUGGUGCUGGCUCCAGGAGCGACGGAGCUCUCAGCCCGGCGCCGAGUGCUGCACCAAGCGGGUAUCACUCUCCAAACAACAUAUCGCCUCUUCCUACGCCGACCGCAGCCAACGCACCUCGAAGCCCUCUUGGACAGUUUGAAUUCAACCUUAACCCGUCAGACUCGUCGAAAGAUGACAAGCUGACUCCGGCUCCGUUGUCGCCCACCAAGGCCUUGCCUUCGCCUCCUCAAUCCAUUAAUGGUUCUCUCCCGCCAUUGAGGACAGAUCUUAGACCGAAGACGGCAGUCACCGCCGUUCGUGAAGCUCACAGGCCGCGGCCGGCCGCACUUCCGUCCCCAACCGCGUCUACAGGACGCUCCAGCGACGAGGACCAUUUCUAUCCCAGGCCAAUCAUCCAGAAUGUGGCCGCAAAGAGGGACACCCUCACUAUCACCACGCCAAGAAGGCAGAGCUUUUCCAUGGAUAUCGACAAUGAUCCUACUGGACUCGAUUUUGGUAUGGCGGAACGAGGACGGACACUAGAGCGGGAGAGCCCAAUCAUUCCAAUAAGUCCUGUUGUACCAGUUAGCCCGCCGCCAAGGAGCGCCAGGCGACCGCGUCCGCCAGAAAUGAAACUUCUGCCGCAACCUCCCAGGAGCGCCGGCUUGCCGCCACCCAGACCGCAGCAGGUGCCAUAUGAAGGACCGCUGCGGAGCCCUGCUCGGCCUCUGGACGAUUGGCCCCCUGCUAGACAGCGUCAGGGUUCGGAUGCACGAGAGAUGAUCUCUCCCAUCAGAGACGCGGAACGUGCCCAGUACGAUAGCCGUGAACGACAAGGUCCAGAGCUCAGAGAGAGGAAAGAUUCCGGUGGUCGAUCUCGCGAUGAUCUUUCUUCCCCGCCGCAAGGAUACCUUGGACCCCCGCCGACCUCGAGACGGGUCGCCCCAGGCGAGGGCGAGCGGAACUAUGGAGUCACACCCGCAAACCGUCGACAGCCUCCGCCGCCCGUCGAACUGCAGCGCAAGGCAUCAAACCCGCAGCAAUAUCAGCCGCCCAGCUGGGAUGAUCGGGACGUCCACCACGGAAACUUCGCAAUGGUUUCACCUCGCAUGCAGUCGCCGCAGCCUCCCACGCCGAACAGCUUGAUUCCCGAGGCCUCGAACGAUGCGAACUGGCCGUUGCCGAGCCCGCUGGCAAGUCCAACAUUUGGAAGCCAGAGACCGCAGACACCGAAAGAAAAGGCAGAGGCUCAACAGAUGAGCCCACCGCCAGUGAUUCCUCCGCCUUGUGAGCGAGUUGACGCGAGACGGCCAGACUUUGGACUGAGGGCCCCGACUGGUAUUGCAGAUGAAUUUCGGGUAGGAUUCAUCUAG